AACCUUCCACCCCUCCUCUCCCCUCCCCUUCCGCAACCUCAUCAUCAUCACACACCCAUACAUAUUCAACCCCACCAAAACCUGACCUGACCUUACCUUACCACCCCUUACCCUACCCUAAUUUUUUUUUAAAAAAAAACUCUUCAUCGUUGAAAAGAAGGAAAAGGAAAGAAAAAAUAAAAAAAAGAAAGGAAGAAAGAAAGGAAGAAAGGAAGGGAGGAAUUGAGGACAAGAAAAUUAUUUCCCAGCUUCUUCCCCAUAUCAGAGCUUUUUUCUUUUUUUUCCCCUCCUAUACUCCUUAUACGACUAUCAAUCAUGAAGGUCGAGGAACCGGAGCAGGGAAGCGCUUCCCCGGAAAAUGCAUCGUCCGUGUCGAGCUCCAAGAAGCGAAAACAUGAAGAGGCGACUCUCGAGGAGAAGCACCAAUUGUUCCUACAUUCGACUAGGAAUCCACAUCUUAAGCAGAGAGAGCUCGCCGAGUGGUUCGAGCUGACCUUCCAAAAAGCUAUCAACCAAUCUACAGUUUCGCGAAACUUGAAGAAAUUCAAGGCCAGCCUUGCACUGACAGAAGACCCAACAACCGGUAGCAACAACCAAAACGGCUCCCCCGCGACCCCCACGCCAUCGAAGAAGCAGCAAAAGCAGCAAAAGCAAGAACAGGUCAAGGAGAAGGAACAGGGAAAACAGCAGCAGCAGCAGAAGCAGCAGCAGGCGGAGGAGAAGAAGGUAGACGAAGCGAAAAAGUCCCCAACACAAAUUAGUGUUCCAAUCCGCCCGCCCCCACCGCCACCUACACCACCGGUGAAGCGUGGAGACGAGGAGGUAGCUAGCUCUGUGGAAUUAGACAAGGCCUUGCACGAAUGGUACUCCGGACAGUCCGACAAGUCCAACUUGAAUGAUGGCCCAAUAAGGGCGAAGGCGGAAGAGAUCAAUUCGCAGCUAUACCCCGACGAGAAGACCCGGAAGCAGAUUACCAAUGCCUGGAUUUGCUCCUGGAAGCUCAAGUACGCCAUCAUCCAGCCAGGCACGCCCGUCAGUCCAAAGAUUGAGAGUCGGCGGGGAGCGGGAGCGGGAGCGGGAGCGGAGGGAGACAAAGAUAGAGAUGAGGAUGAGGAGAUGAAAUCAGAGGGAGAUAGCGUCAGCAGCACCGCUUCUACCCCCCCGCCCAGGGCAGGCGAGUCGGAGGAGAAGAGAAGACGGAAGGAGAUCAAGAGGCUGAGGAAGGAUAUUGAGAAAAGGGACAUUCAGAUGGCGAAGGCGAAGAUAAGGAAGGAAGCAUCGCUCCGGAGAAUCGAGGAGCUAGAGAGGGAAAAUGCGGCGGCGAGAUGAUGGGAUUAACAUUUUCUUUUCCUCUCCUCUUGAUUCUCUUUUCAUUCAAUCGGCACACGCUUUAUUCCAUCAUACCUUUCUUCGGUCAUCUUUUCAUUUCAUUUCACCACUUUUCAGUCGAUGCAAUGAUAUCAUAUUAUCUAUUUGUCUGGGAGGGGAAUACUUUGUACAAUAGGGUAAAAAAGGCGCAAACGACGGACGGGGGUUCUUUUCUUUUCACGUUUUUCCUCUUCUAACGUUCAUAUUUGUUUUACUCUUUUUUGCUUCCUCUCUCCUUUCCUUUUUUUUUUUUUUUUUCCCCUUGUUUAGUUUUUUUUUUCUCAUCACUUUUUUGUUUUUUUUUGUUUUUUUCACCUCUUCUUUUUGCUCGCGUUUAUUUGCUUUUUUUCACUCUAUUAUUUCUUUCCUUCCCUAGUAUCAGUAUCAGUAUCAGUAUCAAUUACCAGUUUCCUGCUUG
Molecule: messenger RNA, 1786 nt
Organism: Tuber melanosporum (Perigord truffle)
Lineage: Eukaryota; Fungi; Ascomycota; Pezizomycetes; Pezizales; Tuberaceae
Exons: 2
Coding region: 316-1329 (337 amino acids)
Source: RefSeq, a predicted model, not a curated record